AGCGCCCUCCGGCGGCCGAGCGCUCAACCCCACCAGGCGGUUCUUGAACAGCCCGAGGGGGCGGCGGGCCGCAGUAGCCCUCUGAACUGCUUUCCCUCGCGCCCGCUCCGGGGCCGCAGCGGAUGGGCGGCCGCGGGCCGCGGGGCAACAGGCGGGGAACGGGUGCGAGCCGGGACCGGGAGGGGCGGACGCGCAAAGGGGCCGCGGGGCGGCCGGGCGGGGCGCGGGCCGGCGGUUUGGGAGGGCGCCCCGCGUCCGAGAGGUGAGCCGGGCCCUGACGCUGCGCGGGUUCCGCGUCGCCCCCGCCGCGCCAUGGCGGAGACCAAAAUCAUUUACCACAUGGACGAGGAGGAGACGCCGUACCUGGUCAAGCUGCCCGUAGCUCCCGAGCGCGUCACGCUGGCAGACUUCAAGAACGUGCUCAGCAACCGGCCGGUGCACGCCUACAAAUUCUUCUUCAAGUCUAUGGACCAGGACUUCGGGGUGGUGAAGGAGGAGAUCUUCGACGACAAUGCCAAGUUGCCCUGCUUCAAUGGCCGUGUGGUUUCCUGGCUGGUCCUGGCUGAGGGCGCUCACUCGGAUGCAGGGUCCCAGGGCACUGACAGCCACACGGACCUGCCCCCACCCCUUGAGAGGACAGGCGGCAUUGGGGACUCCAGGCCCCCCUCCUUCCAUCCAAAUGUUGCCAGUAGCCGAGAUGGAAUGGACAAUGAGACAGGCACAGAGUCAAUGGUCAGUCACCGGCGGGAGCGAGCCCGACGUCGAAACCGUGAUGAGGCUGCCCGGACCAAUGGGCACCCAAGAGGGGACCGGCGGCGGGAGCUGGGACUACCUCCAGACAGUGCGUCCACUGUACUGAGCAGUGAGCUUGAAUCUAGCAGCUUUAUUGACUCAGAUGAGGAGGACAACACGAGCCGGCUGAGCAGCUCUACAGAGCAGAGUACCUCCUCUCGGCUAAUUCGUAAGCACAAAUGCCGUCGUCGGAAGCAGCGCUUGAGGCAGACAGACCGGGCAUCCUCCUUCAGCAGCAUCACCGACUCUACCAUGUCCCUGAACAUCAUCACCGUCACUCUCAACAUGGAGAGGCACCACUUCCUGGGCAUCAGCAUCGUGGGCCAGAGCAACGACCGGGGUGAUGGCGGCAUCUACAUUGGAUCCAUCAUGAAGGGCGGGGCUGUGGCUGCUGAUGGCCGCAUUGAGCCAGGCGACAUGUUGCUGCAGGUGAAUGAUGUCAACUUUGAGAACAUGAGCAACGAUGAUGCCGUGCGGGUGCUUCGGGAGAUCGUAUCCCAGACGGGGCCCAUCAGUCUCACAGUGGCCAAGUGCUGGGACCCAACCCCUCGGAGCUACUUCACCAUCCCAAGGGCUGACCCAGUGCGACCCAUCGACCCGGCUGCCUGGCUGUCCCACACAGCAGCACUGACCGGUGCUCUGCCCCGCUAUGAGCUUGAGGAGGCACCACUGACUGUGAAGAGUGACAUGAGUGCCAUUGUCCGCGUCAUGCAGUUGCCAGACUCGGGACUGGAGAUCCGGGACCGCAUGUGGCUUAAGAUCACCAUUGCCAAUGCUGUCAUUGGGGCGGAUGUGGUGGACUGGCUGUACACACACGUGGAGGGCUUCAAGGAGCGAAGGGAGGCGAGGAAGUAUGCCAGCAGCAUGCUGAAGCAUGGUUUCCUGCGGCACACGGUGAACAAGAUCACUUUCUCUGAGCAGUGCUACUAUGUCUUUGGUGACCUGUGCAGCAACCUCGCAUCCCUGAACCUCAACAGUGGCUCCAGUGGAGCCUCAGAUCAGGACACACUGGCCCCACUGCCCCACCCAUCUGUACCCUGGCCCUUGGGUCAAGGCUAUCCCUACCAGUACCCAGGACCCCCGCCCUGCUUCCCACCUGCUUACCAGGACCCUGGCUUCAGCUAUGGCAGUGGCAGUGCUGGGAGUCAGCAGAGUGAAGGGAGCAAGAGCAGUGGGUCCACAAGGAGCAGCCAUCGGACCCCAGGCCGAGAGGAGCGCCGGGCAACUGGAGCUGGGGGUAGUGGCAGUGAAUCAGACCACACAGUACCAAGUGGGUCUGGUAGCACUGGCUGGUGGGAGCGGCCUGUCAGCCAGCUUAGCCGUGGCAGUAGCCCUCGAAGUCAGGCUUCAGCUGUUGCCCCAGGGCUCCCUCCACUGCACCCCCUUACCAAGGCCUAUGCAGUAGUGGGUGGGCCACCUGGAGGGCCACCUGUCCGGGAGCUGGCUGCUGUUCCUCCAGAACUUACAGGUAGCCGCCAGUCCUUCCAAAAGGCCAUGGGAAACCCCUGUGAGUUCUUUGUGGACAUCAUGUGAUGAUCAACCAGUGUCUUCAGUGCUGCCUGUGGCGAGAGUCUGUGUUCCUGCUGUGCCAGGAGCUCUAUGGGCUUGCCUUAGUGGUGGCCGGCCAGGAUAGGUCAGUCGUAGGGUCUGGGCCAGGGCAGAGGGAGCAGGCAACAGAAGAAGGGCUGAGGGCAGCCAUACGACCAAGAUAUCAGCUUGAUAUUUUGUCUGCUCUUGGGGCUGCUGGUGGUGGUGCAGCUCAAGUAUCUGUAGUCUUGUAAGGAGACAUCUCUGUCUUUAAGUCCUCAGCACAGAUCUCAGGGACCACCUCCUGGUUCCUUUUUUGGAAGUGACCUCCAUUUAGGACAAGAAAGGCUCUCUUGGGCUCUGUCACCCCUUUCCCCAAAGUCUCCCAGAACUGCACAGGGGCACAGGCUGACUGUCACUAAGUUUAUGGGCCUCACCUGUCAGGCCAAGGUGGGGUUCUUGAGGGGUUAGACAGAGCCCUCAAACCUCUCUGGCUGCCCAGGUGGGGUCUAACUUACUUAUUUAUUGCUAGCUUGCCUGCUCCAAGGGCGGCAGCUGGUCACCCAGUGGGGCAGUUUGCACGCUCCUUUCCUCACCUGCAACUCGGCACAUGACAGCACAGUUUGUGUUGAAGGUAUGUGGAGGAUGGCUAGUAGGGAAGACAGGAGAGAGGCCUGGCACUUAUCUACUGUCUUAGUCUCAAUGGCGGGUGAGAGUGAACACAAGAGCUGAAGAUGUGGGGUCCUGUCCUGUCACUGUUCUCCUGGUGGCUGCCCAUCAGCAUGUGCCACUGCCAUCUCGGCACAGCAGCCCCACACAUCUACACGAGACACUGUGUCAAGAAGUCUGAGCGACUGGGUAGUUCACAUAGAGCUGCUUCUGUGUAAAUGCUGCUUCUGUGUAAAUGCUAUUUUAAACACUAAAAAAAGCGUUUAAUUUUA
Rattus norvegicus (Norway rat) is the source of this 3260-nucleotide messenger RNA. It is a transcript of the gene Dvl1, whose product is annotated as dishevelled segment polarity protein 1. Gene Ontology annotation, biological process: Wnt signaling pathway; regulation of postsynapse organization; Wnt signaling pathway, planar cell polarity pathway. The record is from RefSeq and is a predicted model, not a curated record. Gene Ontology annotation, cellular component: growth cone; glutamatergic synapse; lateral plasma membrane. Gene Ontology annotation, molecular function: identical protein binding; protein kinase binding; frizzled binding. NCBI's taxonomy places the organism in Eukaryota, Metazoa, Chordata, Mammalia, Rodentia, Muridae.